CUGUGAGUCACAGUGAUAGCUCACACUGGGCUGUUACUUCCUGAUCUCUCAUACUGGGCCCCCAGCAGCCGGCGAAGAACAGGGGCAACCAGACUCAGUAGCCCCUCAGCCAGCCACAGGAUGGCAUUAAAUAGGAACCACACUCAGAGCGGAGAGGUUGUUGUGGAUAACAGAGAGGGAAUCAUUAAGAAAUGUAAAGAUGUGGAGCUGUCGUUCAGCGACAUGACGAACAAGACAGACACCUUCAAGGGGAACAAGAAGGGGGCACUAUACCUCACGUCCUACAGGGUGAUCUUUGUGAACAAGGGCAAGGACCCCAUGCUGUCCUUCAUGAUGCCGUUCUACCAGAUGAAGGGGUGUACCAUAGAGCAGCCGGUCUUCUCUGCCAACUACAUCAAGGGCACCAUCAGCGCCGAGCCUGGCGGGGGCUGGGAGGGAAAGGCCUCAUUCAAACUCACUUUUAACAGCGGAGGCGCCAUUGAGUUUGGCCAACUGAUGUUUAAAUUGGCUACCACAGCUUCUAGACCUCCUGCACCUGCUAAUGCUGGAUAUGGUUACACACCCGCUCCUAUGGCAGGGGGGUAUGUGCCUGGUGGAUAUCCGCCUGCCCCUGCAGGAUACUCCCCCGCCCAACCUGUUCCACCUUACCCGUAUGCGCCCCCAGCUAUGAACGGAUAUGGACCACCACCACAGCCAAUGGGAUACCCCUACGCACCGCCCCCAGGCGCUGGCAUAUACCCCCCUCCUCCAGAGAUGUUCAUGGCACCCCCUCCCCCAUACCCAGGCCCUCCUUACAAUGGUGCCCCUAACGCUCCUUCUGGAUGGAUGGAACCUGGCAUGCCUGGAGGAGGCAAAGCUGCAGAAGCCGCAUCAAGUGCAUAUUAUAACCCGGCCGACCCUCACAAUGUUUAUAUGCCCAUGGAGAGACCCCCCCCUUAUGCUCCUACUGAUGAUAAAAAGACUAACUAAUCCGGAGCCGUUGGCGUGUGACGUGUGCUCUGUCUCUUUGACAAACAAUAUAUGGCUGAGAGGGGCUUGACAGACAGGCGAGAGGGACAGUGUCACACUUUAUGGCAAUGUAAUAGUAAUAAUCGUUGUUUCUUCCAAGAGCUGGAUGCCACUGUUAACGUAUACUUGUUUCCUGUCCUUUGGUGUUAGAUCAGCACCGUCGGCACUUUCUCUGGUGGUUCAUUGUCAGACUCCUGGUGGUUUAUUCCCAUCCCUAUGUGACCAGCGUCUAUUCUGUAUCCCAGGGGAAAACUCUGUCACCACUUGUCACAGCACAUAAGGAACUAAUUCUUUAGCUCUAACCAUUUGUCUGGUAUCUGAGUCACCGUGCAGCUGUUGGGUAUGCACAAGUCAUAGGAAUAUGGCCGGGCUAGGUUGUACCCUGACCCUGCAAGACUCCGUAAUUAGCUAUGCGAGGCAGAGAUAACCAGCGGCAUCAGACAAUAUAUGGAGAUUGUAAAACCUCCAUGUCCUUCCUGGAAUUAAGACAUAUUUAAAGAAUAUUAUUUUUGCUUAUUAUCUAUAUUGGUUGAUUUGACCUAUUUUCUCUGUAGUUUAAAGAUUUUACAUUUUUAAAAUACACAAAAUUAACAUUAUUAUUUAUCUGAUGGUGUAAUAUGCGUUUACAUUAGUCUUACACAUUUAUUUGCAGCUGUAGGCUUAAUCUCUAGCAGAUAAGGGGUUACUGUAUGGUUAAUCUCUAGCAGAUAAGGGGUUAAUGUAUGAUUAAUCUCUAGCAGAUAAGGGGUUACUGUAUGGUUAAUCUCUAGCAGAUAAGGGGUUAAUGUAUGAUUAAUCUCUAGCAGAUAAGGGGUUACCGUAUGGUUAAUCUCUAGCAGAUAAGGGGUUAAUGUAUGGUUAAUCUCUAGCAGAUAAGGGGUUAAUGUAUGGUUAAUCUCUAGCAGAUAAGGGGUUAAUGUAUGGUUAAUCUCUAGCAGAUAAGGGGUUAAUUAGUAAGUUUGCAGUGAGUGAUAGUGAAUUAGAAGCUGGGAUGUGUGUAGCUAAUAAAUGUAUUUAUGUAAAUAUAUAUAUCCUAGAGUUGGCAAACACGCCCACUGCGCCAGCACCUUACGACUGGUCGCCGUAUAUCAGUUUCUCAAAAAAUAAAAACUCUAUUUUUCUUACAGGAUUUUUAUUCUGGAUUUUUCAGUUUAAAAAAUAUAUUUUAUUAACCCUUUUGCUUGCAGUGAGGUGAACAAGACAUUGUACUGCAGCAAAAGAUUUAACUACUUUGUAGCCAUGAAUGGUGUGAGACCCAUUAGAUCUGUAAAAAUAACUAUAAUAAAGUUGUUUAGAAAUA
Bombina bombina (fire-bellied toad) is the source of this 2308-nucleotide messenger RNA. Its product is annotated as WW domain-binding protein 2. Bases 121 to 969 code for a protein of 282 amino acids. Gene Ontology annotation, molecular function: chromatin DNA binding; transcription coactivator activity. The record is from RefSeq and is a predicted model, not a curated record. NCBI's taxonomy places the organism in Eukaryota, Metazoa, Chordata, Amphibia, Anura, Bombinatoridae. Gene Ontology annotation, biological process: positive regulation of DNA-templated transcription. The transcript is spliced from 7 exons. Gene Ontology annotation, cellular component: nucleus.